Molecule: messenger RNA, 1302 nt
Organism: Haliotis rufescens (red abalone)
Lineage: Eukaryota; Metazoa; Mollusca; Gastropoda; Lepetellida; Haliotidae
Exons: 5
Coding region: 791-1165 (124 amino acids)
Source: RefSeq, a predicted model, not a curated record
AAACCAAAUAAGAACUGUCGCUGCACACGUUGGAAAAUACCAGUACCAUUUAACUUUUAUUUUAUCCCUGUAGGCUUGGGAAUAAUUCCCAAAUCCCACUUGGAUUAUCAGAGAUGUGCAUUCUUACUAGCCUGCUAGCCCGUGUCAGUUUGUCGAAUGUAAAAGGUAUUGUGAAGGCUAGUAUAAUAGAGGGUCGUUAUAUGGUAUCGCUAUUCGGCCUAGCAAACGUUUAAGGUUAAUGUCCAUAUCAAAGUGAACAAAGUUCACCCUGUUUCGGGUAAUGGAGGCACGAAAAACACCCAGUUUCACCUGCACAAUUUUUUCAAACUCUGAACUGAUGUAGGCAACGUCUCAGUUGCAAGAUACAACUUAAUACCGGUGUUCAGACGAAAUAAACCCGGCAGUUUUCACCCUUGGCAAUGCCAUAAGGCUUUACCACGCCGGAAGCUGGCGAUGAGCCUCGUUCUGACUCAUCGAACUCCGUAACGUAGUUACCGUUGCCGUUAUCGACGUCCCUUCUGUUUUCAACAGAAAAACGAUCGCUUUUGCUCCGCUGACCUCUACGUUUCGCUCACUGCUGUAUCAUUCCAAGUGUGUCUUCUUCCAAGAUGAAUACAAGGCUUCACAUUCAAGCUCGGGAGGACAUAAUUCGCUAUUAUGGCACUCCUGCGGCUGUGAGUUUGUGGCCGUCUCAGGAUGAGGAGUCCGACUGUAAAAACGAUCGCUUUUGCUCCGCAGACCUCUACGUUUCGCUCACUGCUGUAUCAUUCCAAGUGUGUCUUCUUCCAAGAUGAAUACAAGGCUUCACAUUCAAGCUCGGGAGGACAUAAUUCGCUAUUAUGGCACUCCUGCGGCUGUGAGUUUGUGGCCGUCUCAGGAUGAGGAGUCCGACUGUCGUUCCCUGGCUGUGUCCCCUUCCCGUUGUCCCGACCCCCUGAGCGUUUUCACUCCGUUCUGGGCCCGCCCUGUCUACGGUGAGACGCUCCCCGCCCCCGUCACCAUCAACCACGCCGCUUACUAUCCUGCCCCAAGUGACGACGAUGACAGUGACUACUGGGUGUACGAGGACGAGGACGACCACAGCUUUGUGGAUGGCAGAGAGAUUCAUCCCCUUAGAAAGGCGCUGACGAGAGCGGCUGCCUUCUUUAGGAAGAUCUUCUCUUAGACUCCUUAUCCUUUUAAUGUCUGAAUGUGUGCAAGUGAGUGAAUGAAUGAGCAGGUGUGUAUGUAUGUAUGUAUGUAUGUAUGUAUGUAUGUAUGUAUGUAUGUAUGUAUGUAUGUAUGUAUGUAUGUAUGUAUGUA